Messenger RNA from Paramuricea clavata, 588 nucleotides. The record is from the annotation of a GenBank genome assembly. NCBI's taxonomy places the organism in Eukaryota, Metazoa, Cnidaria, Anthozoa, Malacalcyonacea, Plexauridae.
AUGCUGGACAUCUUUGCCGCUGCCGGGCAUCAUCAAUACGCUAAGGGCGCACGACUGUAUUGUCAGCUGAUGAAGCAACUGCAAGCUACGCCAAGAUUCAUAGAGAUCUUCGAAAGGUUCACUGUCUACGGCAACCACGUUGUCCGGUACUCUUGUCAUGAUUGGUCUGGCACCUGGACUGACAUCUGUAUUGAGCAGACACUGAUGAAGGCGGCAAAGUCGGAAGGUUGGUUGAGCAGAGGGAGGGUGAAGAAUCACUAGUGAUUCUGGUCACAAUUGCUGGGUGCAAACACUCAAUCACUUCUCUGAUCUGAACCAGCGCAUGGAGGAAAGUGUCAAGAAACAUGGUCCACUCCACAAAAACCUCACAAAGACCUCACCAAAACGCGGAUGGAGCGGAAUGCUGAAGCGAUUGCACUUGUUCUCAAAUUGUUCGAUGAGAACAACUCCUUCGACCACGAUCGGGACAAUAAGUUGCUUGUGUCGUUUUCAACUGGAUUUACAAGCAAAGCAGGUGACGCAGUCAACGCUGAAAGAGCAUUUGAAGUAGGGAGGGAGAUGCAGAUAAAGCUGAACGGCAGUCAGUAA